AUGUCUGAUGAUGCCCGUUUAAAAAAAUUUCAAGAAGCCAAUAAGAUCGUAUUUGAUCCAAAUACAAGACAAGUCUGGGAAAAUCAAAAUAUGGAAAGUACAACUGAUGUUGAUAAUAGCACAUUAAAUGAUAAUAAUAAUAUAACGUCACAGCAACAACAACAACAGAAUAUAGAGACAGCUAAAAAUGAGUCAAAUACAAAUGAAGAGGAUGAUGCAGCAACAUCUGGGAUAGUUCCUACAUUACAAAACAUUGUGGCUACUGUAAAUUUAGGUUGUAGACUAGAUUUGAAAACUGUUGCAUUACAUGCACGUAAUGCUGAAUACAAUCCAAAACGGUUUGCUGCCGUCAUUAUGCGUAUUAGAGAACCAAAGACAACAGCACUAAUUUUUGCUUCUGGUAAAAUGGUUGUCACUGGUGCUAAAAGUGAAGAUGACUCUAAAUUGGCAAGCAGAAAAUAUGCAAGAAUUAUUCAAAAGAUUGGAUUUGCUGCAAAAUUUACAGAUUUUAAGAUUCAAAAUAUUGUUGGUUCAUGUGAUGUAAAAUUUCCAAUAAGAUUGGAAGGGUUGGCAUUUAGUCAUGGCACUUUCUCCUCGUAUGAACCUGAAUUGUUUCCUGGUUUAAUUUAUAGAAUGGUGAAGCCAAAGAUCGUUCUAUUAAUUUUUGUUUCUGGUAAAAUUGUCUUAACAGGUGCAAAACAAAGGGAAGAAAUUUAUCAAGCUUUUGAAGCUAUCUAUCCUGUGUUAAGCGAAUUUAGAAAGAUGUAA
Molecule: messenger RNA, 768 nt
Organism: Arxiozyma heterogenica
Lineage: Eukaryota; Fungi; Ascomycota; Saccharomycetes; Saccharomycetales; Saccharomycetaceae
Gene: SPT15
Product: TATA-binding protein
Exons: 1
Coding region: 1-768 (255 amino acids)
Biological process (GO): DNA-templated transcription initiation
Molecular function (GO): RNA polymerase II general transcription initiation factor activity; DNA binding
Source: RefSeq, a predicted model, not a curated record